This is a messenger RNA of Chilo suppressalis (striped riceborer), 1050 nucleotides long. The record is from the annotation of a GenBank genome assembly. Lineage: Eukaryota; Metazoa; Arthropoda; Insecta; Lepidoptera; Crambidae.
CAAUCAUCGGACUUUGAACUUUUUUUAAAUUCCUUAUUUACUUUCUAUAAGUUUAAACUUUACUUUUAUCGUUUAAUAUGCAUACUUUGACAAAAAUAUUUUCAAAUAAAUUCAGCAUUUACGGUGCUGUAAUAAGGUUUGCUUCAUCGCUACCGAAAUAUGAAACCUUAACAGUGUCAGUUCCUCGGAAAAAUGUUUACCAUGUUGAGAUGAGUCGUCCUCAGAAACUCAACACGGUAAACAAAGUAAUGUGGGGGGACUUAAAAGACUGCUUUCGGGCGUUACAUGAUGAUGCUGAAUGUAGAGUCAUUGUCCUAUCUGGUCAAGGAAAACUCUUUACUGCAGGUAUUGAUUUAAACAGUUUGAUCGAGUACUUCUCAACAGCUAAUGACAUUGAAGACAUAGGCCGCCGUGGAAGAUUCCUUUACAAAUAUAUCAAAGAAUGUCAGGAUAGCAUAUCAUCACUAGAAGACUGUAUAAAGCCAGUAUUAACUGUCAUACAUGGAGCUUGUAUCGGAGCUGGUGUUGAUCUCAUCACAGCAGCAGACAUGAGGUAUUGCACAGAAGAUGCGUGGUUUCAAGUAAAGGAGGUGGAAGUUGGUCUAGCACCCGAUGUAGGAACCCUGCAAAGGUUGCCUAAAGUAAUCGGUAGCGCGUCCAUAGUAAGAGAGCUUUGUUACACAGCAAGAAAGGUGUAUGCUAAAGAAGCAUUAGACAUAGGACUGGUUAGCAAAGUAUUACCAGAUAAGGAAAGUGCAAUCGCUCACGCAUUGUCGCUGGCUGCUGAUAUAGCAUCCAAGAGUCCAGUAGCAGUACAAGCUACCAAGCAAAACCUGGUGUUCUCACUAGAGAAGACUAACGCUGAAGGACUGGAACACAUAGCACUGUUAAACACUGUGAACCACCAAAGCGAAGAUUUGACGAAGAGCGCGAUUGCUAUGGCAUCUAAAGGAGAUAAGCCGGAAUUCGAAGACUAUUAAUAAACUAUAUUUAAAAGAAAACUGUUACUAAAGUUACUACAAGUGUCAUUUGUUUUCAAUCAAUCAAUUG